GGGGAACAGUUUGAAAGACGCUCGAUUGCCAUGGAAUCCUAAUGCAGCAAAGAUAAACGAGCUAAGUUUCACUUAACGCUGGAUUUAGUCCUUUAAAAUAUGUUAUUAAGCUGAACGUCAAAUAGUUGUUUGGUCGCUAUAUUCCGUGUUGACCGUGAAGAAUGAAGUCUUAACGUUAUGAGCCCAAACGGUAUUAAUUUUGCAGGUCCUACAAAAGCUAAAGCUAACCAGUUCCAUGAUGCAGUCAGACGGGGACAGUGGAUUGGUGGGCUUGACGGCCCACUUGGGCAGUAAGGAGAAGGAAUGGAAGGAGCUCCUGGCUGCUAGGGAUCAUCAGUUAGAGAGUAUCCUCCAAAAGACUCAGGAGGAGUGCUUCUCCCUCAGAGUCCGCUACCAGGAUCUGAAGGCAGAUUUCCAGUUCAACCUGGCUAUCUUGGAUGAACGAGACCGAGAGCUGGAGAAAUAUGAGGUCCUAACUGCCAGAGUGCUGACUGUAAAACAAAAUAGCUCUGUGGGUGGUGAAACUCAAAAGCUAUCAGAGGAGUAUGAGAAAAUGAAAUCUGAUUUGCAGUGCAGGAUACAAGAGUUGGAAAGAGAGCUGACUCUACAAAGACAGGAGAUGAUAGCUGCUUUUAACAGUGAGCUCAGACAGCAGAAACAUGAGUUCAACUUGAAAAUGGAUGAGAUGUGUGCUGUGGUGCUUUCACAUGAUCUCAAGGUGAAGUUGCUGACUAAAGAGACUGAAAGUCACUGUCAGUCUUAUCUCCAGACCACUGAGGCACUCAAAGCAUCAAAGGGGUUCUGUCAGCAGUUACAAUCCCAACUGCAACACAAAGAGCAGGAGACCAAAGAGCUCACUGCUGCCAAGGACUACAGGAUAAAGGAGCUUGAGGAUGAGUUAAAAUGCAUGGAGACCAAACGGAGGAAGGAGGAAGAUAACUACAUUAAGAAAUUCGAGGAUGUGAUCCAGGCUCUGAAGGAGUGUGAUGCACUGCUAGAGGCUCAGUAUCAGGCCCACACAGAUCAGCUUCAGACUGCUGAGAAACACGUUGUCAAACUACAGGAGAAUAUGGAUGUUCUGGCUACACAGGUAUAUUGCAUACGGGAAGAUCAGCAGAAGGCCAUCAAACAGAAAGAUGAGACAAUCCAGAGGCUUUGCACAGAGUUAGAAACAACCAGGACCGAAUGGAGCAAGUACAUCACUCAGGUGACCAGUGAGAUGGUUGUCAAGGAUAAAGAGAUUAUCAUGUUUCGUGAGACAGAGGGCAAACUCAAGGCUGAGCUGGAGAGGAGCAAAGAGAAGAUUGAGCGGUACAAGCAGCAGUUGAGUGCUGGGUUGAAAAGAGAGAAGGCCUCAGAUCAGAUGCGAGUCCAGUUGGAGUCAGAGUGGCAGAGACGCUGUGAAGAUAUGAAGGCUGAACAUUAUCUUAAUAAUGAACAGCUGAUACAAGACCUGACCCUGGCUAGAGACCAGGCUAAAGCAGAGCUGAAGGAGAAAGAACAAGAGCUUCAAGACAUGACUGUCUUUCUACAUUUUGUUAAGACGGAGAGAGACCAGGCAAUACAGGUUCUCACACCAAAUGUAGAACAUAUGCCAUCAGAAAAGAUCCAUCAUCUGCAGGAGCAGAACAGCACCCUCCGGACUGUAAUUACUCAGAUGAGGAAGGAUAUGGAGGCUCUUAGCCAUUUCCUACCCCAUCCACAGUCCUCCUCUCCUCAGCCAGUUCAUCAAGGAGCCUCUGCUCAGAUGGCCACUAGACUACAGUUACAGUGCACUGACAUGACCUCUAAACUCAGCCCAGAAGAUAGGCUGUCCCUGGAGAAACAUGCCAACACAAAGCAAGAGGUCACAGUGGCACAUAUCAUGGAACAGAGUGCACGACACCAGGAGAAGAAGCCGUCUUUACUGCAGCGGCAGGUCCCAGAUCUGAUGUCAGGUGGUUUGUUUGAAACUUUGCAAGGUGCUAAAAGCAGCCAUCUUCUCCUGCGUACCAGGCUAAAGCAAGCAGCAUUCUGUAUCGCCCGUCUGAGCAAAGAAAAACAGCAGUUAAUAGAGAUGAACAACCGCCUCAAUGGACAGAUCGCAACUGCUGGACUUCAGGGGGGUUUUCCAGAGAAAGACUCAUCCACAGAAAUAGGAAAGCAACAUGACCGUCUGACUGCUCUGGAACAGCUGCAUUACCAGCUCACCACACAGGAGCUGCGGUACAUUCUGAGGCUGAGGGCUGCCACUGUAGCUGAUGAAAUCCACCCUGGAAUCAACAACCAAGGUCCUGUUGACCCCUGGUCCUCAGGGAUAGACAGGCCUGAGGGCUCCAAACUCAGCCAGUCACAGAGCUCCUUGGAUAUGGGUCCACAGCCUCUCUCAGGUCUGUCCAGAUCACCAAUGUCAUCAGAGGAAUCACUGCGUUCAUUAAAUCAUCUAUGGCAGAUAAUGGACAAUUGUCUCAGUUCAUCUGUUUUCUCAGAAGGUGAAGGUGAUCUGAGCAAGGGUGGUGCUGGAGUCCAGGUAACAGCCCAUGGUAUCAAUGCUCCCAUCCAUAGCCAGCCCCCAGCUGAGGUGCAGAGGAGAAACUCCUGUACAACAGUAUCAAACACUACCAUGACCAGCAGACCUGGAGUCCUUGACAAGAUCAGCAAGAUCAGAAAUUACUGUGUUAAAGACUAAACACACAUAUAUACAAUAAGGCAGUGUGUCAAUGUGACAACAGUUCUGUGAAAUCUCUGGACGAGCUUUGUCAAGUCUGAAGAAAAUAACCCUGAUUAUAUCAAGGGAUGUUAUCAGGGUUAUUUAUAACAGAAAGCCUGCUUUAAAACCUAGGGGUAUGGACUAAAGGAAAAGAGAAUGUUGCAUCAUGGGAAGAGAGGGAUCACAUUUUGUAUUAAAGCUUAGCUCAUAUUGGAAGUUAAGGUUCAGAUUCCUGAGCCUCUUCUGCUUUCUUUUGUACUACUCUUUCAUUAAUUCAUCCGCUAAUCUGUCUCUAAUGAGUUCCUAACUUCAUCGAAGUGGGGUGCUUUUUUGAAAUAUGUGUAAAAUUGUUUGUUUAAUUCUAGCCUCUUCCAAAUGAUUCUGAAGGCAUGAGUACAAACAAGAGAAAUGUUGUCCAAAUCAAGAAAUGCUUCAAAUACAAAAGCACAAAAUUACCUAUUUACAUUUUAAUGUUGAGUAAAAUAUAAUAUUUUACUAUGUUUGAGUAGUUAAGGGACCACAAUAAAAAUAGCCCUAUAAGUUUUAUAAUGCUCAGCAUUUUAAAAUGUAUGGUUUUUUUAAGGCUGUUCUGUAUGUUUUAUUGUAUUAUGUAGUUUUUUUUUCCAAAGGGAAAAAAAGAAACACUUCCAACAUUUGUUAGUCAAAUUGUCUAAUUUCAGCAAUCACAUGCUACACAUUAAAAUCUGACAAAACUCAUUGGGGAAAAUAAGGGGGCAGAGGGUCUCAAUUGUAAUAACCAACUGAGAUCCCUGAUCCUCUUCAUCAUAACUCUCUUCGUGCUAAAAUAAUGCUACCCAGCACAUCCAAGGUGCUGUCAUUUUGUACUACAAAAUUAUUUAACAAUGAGGAAUUUCUAUGGAACUUCAUAUAUAUCUAUCUAUCUAUCUAUCUCUCUCUCUAUCUCUCUCUCUCUCUCUCUCUCUCUCUCUCUCUCUCU
Molecule: messenger RNA, 3647 nt
Organism: Scatophagus argus
Lineage: Eukaryota; Metazoa; Chordata; Actinopteri; Scatophagidae
Product: coiled-coil domain-containing protein 57-like
Source: RefSeq, a predicted model, not a curated record